Molecule: messenger RNA, 2842 nt
Organism: Choloepus didactylus (southern two-toed sloth)
Lineage: Eukaryota; Metazoa; Chordata; Mammalia; Pilosa; Megalonychidae
Gene: LCMT2
Product: leucine carboxyl methyltransferase 2
Exons: 1
Coding region: 114-2171 (685 amino acids)
Biological process (GO): tRNA methylation; wybutosine biosynthetic process
Molecular function (GO): tRNA methyltransferase activity; protein binding
Source: RefSeq, a predicted model, not a curated record
GGUGACAAAGGAAAGGUGAUUUUUCAGUACAGAGAUUCGCGACGCCGGUACCAUACAAACCAAAGAGCAGCUCGCAACCGUGCCGGACCGCCGAUCCUGAGUCUCUCCUGACCAUGGGCCCGCGAAGCCGAGAACGUCGGGCAGGGGCAGUUCAGAACACCAACGACAGCAGCGCCCUCAGCAAGAGUUCCCUGGCCGCCCGCGGGUACGUACAUGACGCCUUUGCCGCGUUGCUGGUUCCGGGGACCGCGCGUCGCGCGCCGCUCAUCCACCGCGGCUACUACGUGCGCGCGCGCGCCGUCCGGCACUGCGUGCGCGCCUUCUUGGAGCUGACGUGCGCGUCUCCCGAAGCGCCUCGGGCCCAGAUCCUAUCCCUCGGAGCCGGGUCCGAUUCGCUGUAUUUUCGCCUCAAAACUGCGGGCCGUCUGGCUAGAGCUGCGGUCUGGGAGGUGGAUUUCCCGGACGUGGCGCGACGCAAAGCUCAGAGGAUUCGAGAUACGCCGGAACUAUGUGCGUUAACCGGACCUUUCCAGAGAGUGGACCCCGAGUCAGCGCUGUGCUUCGAGAGUUUGGACUUCCACAUCCUGGGCCUGGACCUGCGGCAGCUCCAGCGCUUGGACGACGCCUUGGCCGCCGCGGGCCUUGACGCUGCCGCGCCCACUCUGCUCCUAGCAGAGGCCGUGCUGACCUACCUCGAGCCCGAGAGUGCCGCAGCCCUCAUCGCCUGGGCAGCCCGGCGUUUUCCUAAUGCCCUUUUCGUGAUCUACGAGCAGAUGAGGCCGCGUGACGCCUUUGGCCAGUUCAUGCAGCAACAUUUUCGGCAGUUGAAUUCACCACUACAUGGCCUAGACAAGUUUCCCGAUGUGGAGGCCCAGCGGCGUCGCUUCCUUCAGGCUGGCUGGGCGGCUUGCAGUGCCGUGGACAUGAAUGAAUUCUAUCACCGCUUUCUGUCAGCAGAAGAACGCCGGCGGAUGGAAAACCUUGAACCCUUUGACGAAUUUGAGGAGUGGCAUCUGAAGUGUGCCCACUAUUUCAUUCUCGCAGCCUCUAGGGGAGAUGCCCUUUCCCAAAUUAUGGUGUUUCCCCCCUCAGAGGUGUUUCUCUGGGUAGAUCCUGCUUCCCCUUCAGGGCUCAUUCCUGCCAAAGUAAUUACAAGUGACAGCCGGGGGCCUGCCUUUAAGAGAUACGGCCAUGCCUCUGCCCUCUUGAGCCCAGGCAUUAUUCUUAGUGCAGGAGGCUUUGGAGAACAGGACGGGCGGCACUGUCGAGUGAGCAAGUUUCACUUGCUCUCAAGAUAUCAUGACUUUGGGUGGAAAAGCAGCCAAAUAUGGGGAACUGGAGACCAGUGGGAUGGGCGGCUUUAUCACACUAUGACAAGACUUUCAGAUACUCAGGUUGUGGUUCUGGGCGGGAGACUGUCCCCGUUAACUCCAGCCUUGGGGAUUCUCCAGCUUCAUUUUUGUUUUUGUAAGAGAGAGGACAGUAGCACAGAGGAUCUGAGGGUGACGAUAAUCAAGGCUAGUCCUGAAAAAGAUUGCAGUUUGUCUUGUUGGCGGCAUUCAACAACAGAAGUGUCUUAUCAAAAUCAGAAAUACUUGUUUGUGUAUGGGGGUCGAAGUGUGGUGGAACCUGUACUAAGUGACUGGCAUUUCCUACAUGUGGGAACAAUGACUUGGGUCAGGAUCCCAGUGGAGGGAGAUGUACCUGAAGCUAGGCAUUCCCACAGUGCCUGCAGUUGGCAAGGGGGAGCCCUUAUUGCUGGAGGUCUGGGGGCUUCUGAGGAACCAUUGAGUUCUAUACUCUUUCUGAAACCAGUUUCUUGUGGAUUCCUUUGGGAGUCAAUGGACACCCAGCCUCCCAUUACUCCAAGGUACUCCCACACAGCUCAUGUGCUCAAUGGGAAGCUUUUGCUGGUUGGAGGGGUCUGGAUUCAUUCCUCCUCAGUUCCUGGAGUGACUGUUAUUGACUUAACUACAAGACUGAGCACUGAAUAUCAGAUUGACACAACAUGUGUGCCAUGGCCAUUAAUGCUACACAACCAUACCAGCAUCCUCCUUCCUGAAGAGCAAAAGCUUCUGCUCCUUGGAGGUGGUGGGAACUGCUUUUCCUUUGGCACUUAUUUCAACCCCCAUACGGUGACAUUAGAGCUUUCUUCCUUAUGUACUGGUUAAUACGGACUGCAUUCUUGAUAUAUUCAGUACCCACUAAAGUAUUCAAUCAAAGUGUCCACAAGUAAAAUUUUACUCCGACUAUAGCUAUUGUUAUUCCCAUGCCUCUUUUUUUCUUAGCAACACUAUACAGUGCAGAAAGUGAUACCAACAAUCAGAGAGAAGGUACAAAAAAUAAAACAUGGCUAGCCCUAUCUGAUGACAGUGGCCAUACAAUCCUAGAGUAGGAAUUGGAGGCUUUUGGAUUCAUGUAUCCAAUUUAUUGAUCUUCCCAUUAUCCAAUCUAAGGUGAUUCAUUUAUUGAGUUAAAAUGAGCUUUUGCCUAAAUCAAAUAAAAAUUCCCCUAUCUCAGGCUUUGUGAUUUGAGAUAGUACCUUAGAAAAAGAUUUCACACAGAUCCUUGGUAAGAACACAAGAUUGAAUAUAGUUGAAGGAAAAUGGUAUUGACCUUAUUCUUUGCAUAUAAAACCUGAAAUGAACACAGUUGCAAUUUGAUUAAAGCACCAUGCUGUUUAGUGCAGCAGAGAACUCUGGGGUAACUUUAACAACAACUACAAAAAAACAUUUGUAGGACUUUAUUGAUAAACAUAUUUUUGGUCCAUGUCUUGCCACUGGUUUCAGAAUUAUUUAAAUUUAUAAGCACCAGUAGAAUAAAUGUUUGAUGCUUUAAGUUA